Molecule: messenger RNA, 891 nt
Organism: Didymosphaeria variabile
Lineage: Eukaryota; Fungi; Ascomycota; Dothideomycetes; Pleosporales; Didymosphaeriaceae
Exons: 5
Coding region: 1-891 (296 amino acids)
Biological process (GO): regulation of DNA-templated transcription
Molecular function (GO): DNA-binding transcription factor activity
Source: RefSeq, a predicted model, not a curated record
AUGCCGGCAGAUCGGGUAGAGCGGAAGAAAAAGACCAAGACACCAAAAAGUCUGCCGGAACCAGGAGAUCCGGACCGGAAAAGGGUCCUCAAUGUCCUGGCACAGAGAAGAUACCGGGAGAGGAGAAAAGCGAAAUAUGCGGCAUUGGAAGCACAGGCCCAAGGCGUGACCACAUCCGCGAUUGCGUCUUCAAGUACCCCAGACGUAGUCACUGAAAUCCAGCAUGCCAGUGCGCAGGACCAAUCGGAGAGCACAAUGAGCAUGCCCCAGACGAUACCCACAGUAUCGGGCGCUUCGGCAGACGAUAAUGAAUUGAUCGAAGAGAUCAUUAGGGACACUAUGCCGCAAGAGGAAGGUUUUCCGCUAAUGGAUGGCUUUGACCAGGAGUUCUUCGACGCGCAAUUGCUUGAAGAUAUCUCUACUAUGCUGGAUAUCAUGAACAAGGUUUGGGAUCCAUUGUACGUCCACGUCCUUCCACCCGUCACACCACCCGGUCUUCCUCCCAACCUCCACCCCACAACCGCUCAGAUGACCAUCCCACAUCAUCCCUUCCUCGACGCGCUGCCCUGGCCUUCAGUCCGUGAGAAGCUGAUCUGUAUAUUCUCUCUUCCAUCUUUCGCUCGGCCUCCCAUCGCGCAGGACGACGGUGAAGAAGGGCCAACCAAAGCCAUCAUGAGGCUAGUGACGGAUCUCGAUGACUAUCGGGAUGGUGUGAGGAUACAUGGGAAUUUGGUCGGGUGGGAGGCGAGCAGCGAGCUGGCUGAGGAGGCAUGGGAGAUUGGAGAGGUGUUUUAUAAGAAUUGGUGGUGGUGUCUUGAUGGGAAGAUUAUUGGAAUCACGAAUAAGAGGAGAAGGGAGAGGGGUCUGGAGCCGUUGAUAACGAUGUACUGA